AUGCAGGAACAAAACAAAUCCCACAGAUUAUCAUCAUGUGGAGCAGCAGGUCCAAAAAUUGAAGCUUUUAAUUCAUUUCAGAAUAUGGGCUGCUGUGGGUGAGAAAUACCAGUCAAUAGUUUCUAUCCAGUACAAGCGAAGUAUGAACUACAUUUCCCAGAACGCAUUGCGCAGGGUUAGAGGAUAUCAGGACUUGUGUAGUUCUCCUCCAGCCUCUGCGCCCUUCUUUGACUGAAAGAUAAGAACUUUGCACUCAAUAUUGUGCAAUAAUUGUUAUCUUUCACGCACAUAGAUGAGGGCUGGUGAUCUGCCAGAGUCCACUCAGUGUGGAUGAGCGACUCAGCCGCCGGUCAGGACAAUAAUCCGGCUGGAAACAACAAGCACUCUGUGCCGCUGGACUGCUGCGGAGGACUCAACAACCUCGACUAUUCAAAGAUGGACUUGACGCUGAUGGAAGGACUUCUAAAACACGUCAACUUUCACGACUCCAGCUUUUGUAUCGCUGUGAUCGCCAUCGUUUUCAACCCUCUCUUCUGGAAUGUGGUGGCGAGAUGGGAGCAUCGUACACGGACGCUCUCCGGGCUCUUUGGUAGCCCCUACAUGGGCUGUUACUGCAUGGGCUUCGCCAUCGUUCUGCUCAACGUGUACCGCAGUCACAGUAUGACGGUGGCGAUGAAGGCCCAGGCCAAGUGGGAGGUGAUGGACAGGACUGAUGUUUUCUACGCUGGAGUAGCCCUCAUCGUGCUGGGCACUGUGCUGGUGGUUGGCAGCUUUCUGGCUUUGGGAUUCACUGGAACCUUCUUGGGUGAUUACUUUGGCAUCCUGAUGGAUGAGAAGGUGACAGGCUUUCCCUUCAACAUCAUCGAGAACCCGAUGUACUGGGGCAGCACCGCCAACUACCUCGGCUUGGCACUCAUUGGUGCCAGUCCUGUUGGGCUCGUCCUGACUGCCGUAGUCGCCGUGGUUUACAAGGUGGCGAUAAGAUUUGAGGGACCAUUCACUGAGCAGAUCUACCAGGAGAGGAGUCAGCGCCGCAAGCUUGAAUAAUCACCUCCCCCUGCUCCUGGUUUGGCUGAGGACUCCCCGUCCUGUCACGAGGACAGACAGACAGACUGAACGACAGACAGAUUUAACAACACCGUUGAUCAUUAAUCCACCUCUGGUGUGGAUCCAAAGGCUAUGUUCACACUACAGCUGCAAAGGUUCCAUUAUUGAUUUGGUUUUAUGCUCUUCUCAUGAAUGUGGACGCUACAUGGAGCCAUUUUUUAAAUGUAAUUUUGGACCACAUGGUUAUGGCAUACUUUGGGCUAAGGAUGGCAAGUUAAAGUAAUUUAUAUUCUGAGAAACAUUUUUUUUUCUUCUUUUUGUUGAGAAUUAGAUGAGAAGAUUGAUACCACUCAUGUCUGCGAGGUAAGUAUGGAGCCAGAACCGUGAAGUCACCCAUUGGUUUGUGGACUUCCGUUUUGAAGCCUUGAGUUCGGCAUUUUUUGCCGUCGCCAUCUUGGUUUUUUUUUGCAACCAGAAGUGACACGAGAGGGUGGAGCUAAGAACAACCGAACGCUGAAUAAGACAUUUUUAGGCGACCAAACUGUUACAAUUAACUUUCAGGAACUGAAAACACCGACCUGUCAAUCACAAGGUAGCCGAGGCCCGACAGGGCUAAGUACCAUUAACAGCUGACACUAGCUAGCCAGCUUGGUUAGCAAGGUGCAUCCAUAAUUCACGUUAACUUUGAUAUUAAUUGGGAUGCUAAUUUUGGCUUUCGAAAAACACUUGUUUGUGUACUUACUGGAAAAAAUGAACAGUAUCCUUAGAGUGUCUUUUAGUACAACCGAACGCUGAACGGUAGCGUCCUGUCAAUCACAGGGGUAGCCACGCCCUAAAGCAUCCCCUGCUUUAUGGUCUAUUUUACUCUAAAUGGGACCAUAAUUUACUAAAUGAACAUCAU
Molecule: messenger RNA, 1948 nt
Organism: Sebastes umbrosus (honeycomb rockfish)
Lineage: Eukaryota; Metazoa; Chordata; Actinopteri; Perciformes; Sebastidae
Gene: pemt
Product: phosphatidylethanolamine N-methyltransferase
Exons: 7
Coding region: 331-1047 (238 amino acids)
Biological process (GO): phosphatidylcholine biosynthetic process
Molecular function (GO): phosphatidylethanolamine N-methyltransferase activity
Source: RefSeq, a predicted model, not a curated record